This is a messenger RNA of Myzus persicae (green peach aphid), 3272 nucleotides long. RefSeq names its product protein pellino (gene Pli). Lineage: Eukaryota; Metazoa; Arthropoda; Insecta; Hemiptera; Aphididae. The coding region runs from base 793 to 2106 and encodes 437 amino acids. The record is from RefSeq and is a predicted model, not a curated record. The transcript has 10 exons. Gene Ontology annotation, biological process: regulation of Toll signaling pathway; protein polyubiquitination. Gene Ontology annotation, molecular function: ubiquitin protein ligase activity; protein binding.
CUGUACACCGUAAGCGGACAGUCCGCGCGUUAACAAUCCGUGACGUCUCGUAUCAUACGAACAUAAUAAUAUUCGUAAUAAUCGUAUUCCGUAUUAUUAUUAUCUCCGUCGUCACUCUCCGAAAUAAUCAGUAAUCACAAUAAUAAUAGUAAUAAUAAUAAUAAUAAUAAUAAUAAUAUUAUAAUAACAUAGUAUUACAAUAUUAUUAUUAUUAUUGUGAUAUACGAGUCGAUUGUGCUUCGCCGUUGGUCGUGCGGGUCGAGCGGAUCGACGUCCGACAGCCGACAGGUCAAAACCGAACUGUACGUGUUUACUGCAGCUGCAGCAACCGCUUCGUGCAGUACAGCGGCGUACGUGUUGUACCCACGGAGCUGUUGAGACGUGUUCGCGAGCCGUAUUAUAAUUUAUUACUAUAUAUUGCCGAGUGCUCAGAGUGCUGACACGGCCGUCGCCGAUCGCGUUGUGUACUUGUGUGUCAGUCGUCGGUGCGUUAUUUUUUUUUUCUCAGUAGUUGCGUGCUCGUCUACGCUACUUGUAGUGUGUCGCUGUCGCCGCGCGGCCGUCCACUCGUUUCUUUGUCCCUUCCUGUCCGCUGUGCGCAACCGCUGUCGGCCGGUGUCCUCCUGUGCGGCUGUGCUUGACAUGACCAGUACCGCGUAGUUAUGUGACGACGACUGUGCGCGACACCCCGUCUUGUAUAUACACCUACCUGUCUACACCACAGCGACGACGAGUUUUCCGAUUUCCGUUUUGUGUUCUUCCACUGAUGUUGGCCGGACGACUCCGAGCAACAUGGUUAAAAGAUCUGAUGCAACUGAAAAAAAAAAUGGCUCAUCAAAGCAUGAAAAUGCCAUAAAAUAUGGUGAAUUGAUUAUACUGGGGUAUAAUGGCCAGCUAACAGCUGGCGAUAAACGGAGGAGGCGUAGUAAAUUUGUUUUAUGGAAGAGAGAUGUAGCCAAUGGAAUUCGAAGAUCUAAUCAUUAUGUUGUUCCCAGUCCUCAAAAUUCACAUGCAGUGCUAGAUAAAAAUCAACAUAGUAUAUCAUAUACACUGUCUCGGACAGAGGCAGUUAUAGUUGAGUAUGUAAAUGACGAGACAACUGACAUGUUUCAGGUUGGUCGAUCAUCUGACUCACCAAUAGAUUUUGUUGUGAUGGACACAAAUGCAGAGAAGAAUGCAGCUGCUAUUAAUAACCAACCAAUUGUUGAUAAAAAAACAGCUGCAGCGAGCACUAUAUCUCGAUUUGCUUGUCGCAUCAUUUGCGACAGGAACAAUACAAACAUAGCUCGUUUAUAUGCUGCAGGAUUUGAUUCUUCUAGAAAUAUAUUCUUAGGGGAAAAAGCAACUAAAUGGAAAGAUGGUGAAGAAAUUGAUGCACUUACUACAAACGGGGUAUUGGUUAUGCAUCCAAGUGGAAAAUUCCAUAAAGGAAAUACAGAACCGGGGAUCUGGUUGGAGGUUUCAGUGUGUGGUAAACUUUUUUCUUUGCGUGGGUCUAGAUCAGCUCAACUUAAAGGUGACAUGGUUGAUGGUUCCGAUAAUAUUUUAACUGACGGAACACUAAUAGAUUUAUGUGGUGCAACCUUGCUCUGGAGGUCAGCAGAGGGGCUGAGUUUAUCUCCUAGUAGAGAAUACUUGAAAAAGCUGAUUGAAAGGACAAAUCGUGAACGACCUACUUGUCCUGUUGGGCUGUACACAUUAGUGUUUCCUCAUCAUUCGGAAGACCAUACCGCUGCGGUCGCAUCUUCUGAACUUGCAGAUAUAAAGCAACAGCCAUAUGCAUACUUGCAAUGUGGUCAUGUCCAGGGUCGUCACGCAUGGGGAUUAAAUAAAGACUCUAAUAGUAGAACAUGCCCAAUGUGUUUAAAAGUGGGCGGUAUAGCCAAGUUGAGUAUGGGCAUAGAGGCUUCAUUUUAUGUGCAGGAUAAAGAAAAGCCAGAUUUAUACGCUUUUAACCCAUGUGGUCACGUGGCUACAGAAAAAACGGUCAAAUUUUGGUCUAAUGUAGGGAUACCCUAUGGAACCAAUGGGUUUGAGGCGUUUUGCCCUUUUUGCGCUAAACUACUUGAAGGCUAUCCGGGAUAUGUUAAAUUAAUUUUUAACUAAAACUAGGUUUAAGUAAAUUUUUUUAAACAUAAUUAUAAAAAUGAAUAGAUUUCUUUUUAUAGUUAAUAUUUAUUUUUCCUUGACCUUAUAAAGGUAGUGUGAUAAUAUUAGCUUUUAUUGUCAUUUUGUGAGUUUUACUUUUGUCAUUGUUUUUAUUACAAUUUUUUUUAUUUGUAUUUUUUAAUCUGCAUAACUAGGUUGUGCUAUUUUGUAGGCUUAAAACAAUUUUAUUUAACUAUUUUUUGCCUUUUGAUUUUAGUUAAAUAUUUUUUUAUUUUUUAUAUCAUUUGGUCACUUCUGUGUAGCACCAGUACUGUACUCUCUAAUCAAUAUAAUUUGUUUGUGUCUGAUUUAAAAUUUUACAAUUUAAAACAGUGACAAUCUAUACAAAACUGUUUUUAAAAAAUCUCAGUAUUAGGUUUAAAAUUAUUAUUGAAUAUCUUUUGCAAUGUUUACAAUUUUUGAAGAUCUUAACAACGUUACUUUUUGAAGAUCUUAUUAGCUAUAGUUAAAUUUAAUGACCAAGUUUUUUUUAUUAAAGUUGCUAUGUGUAAAGUUAAAUUCCAUCUACUCUAUUACAUACAUUUCUUAUAAUCAAGAGUCAUAAGCACUUUAUUAUUCUUUUUAAUGAUGUUUUUAAUCAGCAUUGUUAAACAAGCAGAAAUUAAUGAUCACCAUGGGCUUAUAAAUUUAAAUAAUCAAAGCAUGAGCACUAUUAAGUGGAGUAGUAUGUUUGGAGAGACCUAAGAACUUUCAAAUAUUCAAAACAGAAUACUUUGAUUUUUAUAUUUCUAGUAAGAAAUUUAGAAAUUUUUUUUAGUUCUGAGUGCAUUAAGUAAUGUUAUACUUUCACAAUGAUGUAUAUUAUUUUAUUAUGAUCACUAAAAUUAAGGUCAUAAAAUGACAUCCCUAGUAUCUAUAUUUAAAUAUUUACUUUUGAAUUUAUUUUAUGUGGAGUAUUGUUAGUUUUUUUUAUUAAACAUAUUUUAAUUAUAUAGCUGUGGUUUUAAUUAAUUUAAGUAAUAUUAUUUAGUUUUCAUAAAUUUAAUGUAUUGAUUCAAUUAUUGAGAUGUUUUUGUCAGAAGAGGUGCAACUAAAAUAUUACAUAUUCAUUUUUAAAUGUGUAUAUUCUUUCCGUAUUAAUAAAACAAUGCUUCAAAGUACAA